CUGUAGUCUGAAUCUGGUGGAAGUAGAUGGAGAUUAACGAAAUAUUUAUAUUAUAAGUAUUUAACAUGCACGUUAGUAGAUGCAUAAUCGCCAACUCAAACGUAAAUUUUAAAACGAAAUCGCGCGAGACACGUGGAUGAAAGCUUUCGCUUGCAACCGUUGACCUUAGCGCCGACAAUGUAAGUUUUUCGCCCCUCGAAAGUUCACGAUGGUUCAAUGGCGAAAGCUGUCCCCGGUGAACGCUGCGGAUGCGCAUGGGCCGUACGCCGCACACCUCGGAAAGCGCAAAGCGUUUGCCUUCAAUGGAAGGAAUCGUUCGGCCAACUGACAAGUGCAGAAAAGGCAGUCAAACCGUUAGGCCGUUGUGCACCGUCGGGCACCCCACUUGGGCAGGAACAAAAAAAAAAAGGAAACAGGGCAGAAAAUAUGAGACUGCUGUGUGUCCGUGUACGCAUCGAGUAGUAUCAGCAGCACCCCACAACCAGCAAAAUAAACGAGGAAUAAUUGUGCAGCGCCCGCUGUUCCGCUGUCGCUUCCUGUCGGGAUUUUGCUUUUCACCUGAUAAAAGAAGCCCUCCAGCAUUUGAGAUUCCUGUGCGCGUUGUUGGGGACUGGUGUGGCGACGGUGGUGCGUUUUUUUUCCUUCCCGACCUUCAUACGUGCGUGCGUGCGUGUGUGAAUGUGUGUGUGUGUGCAGUGCAUGGCCGACUGUACUUCGCAGCAAAAGUUCGGUUCCAUCGCGCCCCGUGAAGGGUGAAUCCAGCAUUUUCAUCAACCCUACCACGGAAGCAAACUCGUGCGUCGGAUGCAACAAGCGCUGGAAGGUUCAGCUGUGGAACCAGAUGAAGGUUGUGUGUGAAAAUUGUUUUCCAUCGGAGUGCCAAAGAAAAUUAGCAACACGGUCGUGCGAUCGUGGCACGUUCCAGCGACCGGACAACGAGAAAGCUUUACCCACAUCCUCGCCGCUUCGGUGCAUCUGCAAGUAAAAAUUGUUGGUGCUGCUCGUUUGCUGCCAAUUUUUGUUUUCUGCACAAGGACAUCCCGGAGCAGCAGCAGCAACAAGGAAGCGUAUCCAGCAAAAGCGUCAGAAGCAAUAGAACCAACGGCCGAAAGACGGACCGAGAAUGUGUUGUGUAGCUACAGUAACGCAACAAAUCUAGUCACCUGCAGCGCAGAUGGAAAUUAGGCUAAGCCAACUGUCAAAGCAAUUCGUAUUAAUGCGCUUACUGCUCGCGCCCAUGUCUGCACUGUUUCGGGUCAGGGUACGAACACACUGGUGAACCCAUUUUUACAUCACGAACCAGCCAGCAAGAAAAACGGUCCAGCGACGCCCACUCACAUAGUACUGCCAUGCACGUGCAACAUUGGAAUUGGCAAAUUGCAUUUAUCGUACCAGCGGUGGAAUUGAAAGCGCUCUUCCAAUUAUCCUUCCGCGCCUGAGCCGCCAGAAGAACGCUCCCCCCGUCAAAUGGUGAUGCCCCGAAACCCGGCUUGAAGCUUGAUGCGCUUUUGAUACUACACGGACACGCAAGGAAUUGAGCCAGAACCGUGAAUGGUGGAUGCAUCUCGGCGCAAUAAAUCACCUCAUCAGGAUACGAACGAUCGAACCAACCCUCUUCGAGCACCGGCCGGUCGUCCUACCUUCCUGUUGUUCCGCUUCCGAUGAAGUUGAUUAAAAGCGCGUGAAAUGUGUAAUCGCUUAGUGUGGCGAACAGUUUCGAGUGGCGUUGCGUUCAACGAUGUAUUUUGUUAUGGAUUUGUAUCUCAUCGUUUUGUGUCUGCUGGUCAUCUACAUUAAGGAUAGUCUUCAAGGACCGCACGAAAAACGACUGUUGAACAAUCUGUUGGCAACGUACAACACGCUUGAACGCCCGGUCGCCAACGAGUCCGACCCGCUGGAAGUAAAGUUCGGGCUGACGCUGCAGCAAAUAAUCGAUGUUGACGAAAAAAAUCAGAUACUUACUACCAACGCUUGGUUGAAUCUGGACGAGAAGAAUCAACUUUUAAUAACGAACAUAUGGCUGUCGUUGGAAUGGAACGAUUACAACUUGCGCUGGAACGAUUCCGAAUACGGUGGUGUGAGGGAUUUGAGAAUUACCCCGAACAAGCUCUGGAAACCGGACGUGCUGAUGUACAACAGUGCUGAUGAAGGAUUCGACGGAACAUAUCAUACAAACAUAGUUGUGAAAAACAAUGGAAGCUGUUUAUAUGUUCCUCCCGGUAUUUUUAAGAGCACGUGCAAAAUCGACAUCACGUGGUUUCCGUUUGAUGAUCAGCACUGUGAGAUGAAGUUCGGCAGCUGGACUUACGAUGGAAAUCAGUUGGAUCUCGUACUCAACUCGGACGAUGGAGGAGACCUUUCUGAUUUCAUCACGAACGGCGAAUGGUAUCUCAUAGGAAUGCCCGGAAAGAAAAAUACAAUAACAUAUCAGUGUUGCCCGGAGCCGUACGUGGACAUAACGUUCACCAUACAGAUACGCCGGCGGACACUUUACUACUUCUUCAAUUUGAUAGUUCCAUGCGUCUUAAUUUCUUCGAUGGCCCUGCUCGGAUUUACGCUUCCACCGGAUUCGGGUGAAAAGUUGACCCUAGGUGUAACUAUACUGCUAUCGCUCACUGUAUUCCUUAAUUUAGUUGCGGAGACGUUACCUCAAGUAUCCGAUGCAAUUCCGUUACUAGGAACAUACUUCAACUGUAUCAUGUUUAUGGUAGCGUCAUCGGUGGUGCUUACGGUUGUCGUACUAAACUACCAUCACCGAACGGCAGAUAUCCACGAGAUGCCUCCAUGGAUUAAAUCCGUUUUCCUGCAAUGGCUACCGUGGAUACUGCGAAUGGGACGGCCGGGUAGAAAGAUCACACGCAAAACGAUUAUCCUGAGCAAUCGUAUGAAAGAGCUGGAACUGAAGGAACGUUCGUCGAAAUCGUUGCUCGCGAACGUGCUCGAUAUCGAUGACGAUUUCCGGCAUCCUUGCACCGGCAUUUCCGGCUCCACUACCGCAAUAGGGGGCUCGGUCUUUACGCGUCUUACAACGGUCGAAGAGCAGAAUGCCAGCUCCGGCUGCACGCACAAGGAUUUGCAUCACAUCCUAAAGGAAUUGCAGUUCAUCACCAACCGGAUGAAGAAGGCAGACGAGGAAGCAGAAUUGAUCAGUGACUGGAAGUUCGCGGCGAUGGUUGUUGACAGAUUUUGCCUUUUCGUAUUUACAUUAUUCACAGUAAUAGCGACAGUCACUGUGCUUCUAUCGGCUCCUCAUAUAAUAGUGCAAUAAUAAAGACAGAACACGCGGAAAUGAUGGCUAACGCCGGACCUCUGCUGCCACUGUUCGGUGUUUCGUGGUUACAUUACGCAUUGCCGGAAACGGGCAACCAAACAAAAAAACAAAAACCAAACCAAACAACCAGUACAUAUUAUACGCACACAGUACAGACGUAUAAAAUAUAAAUAUAUACAUAUAUAUAUAUUUUAUAGCUAAGUAGCGCGCCGUAUGAAAAAUAGUUGCAACAGUGCAGAGCCGAGUGAUUUCCUAGCUACAGCAAACCGAUAGGCGUGGAAGCGAAAUUUUAAAACUCGAAUCCAAACACUACUACUACUACCAAAUGACGCCGAACUGCCGAAUUUCUCGUACACAUGCACGAAAUAUACACCAUUCAGCCAUUUUCGCCACGGAUGCCACCUCCAUCUUCCUCCAUCGAGAGCCGAUGCACACCCGUGCUGGAAAGGGUGUGCGCGCACGAUCGACGGGAGUGAAAUGGACGACAGCCAGGACACGCGGUGGACACGAUUGCGUUUACCAUUGCUUUCAUUUUCAACACACAUCCAUCCAGAAGGGAGCAGCCGGAAUUGUAGCGAAAGGAAGGAAUUGAAUCACUGGUUUCGGUUCGAAGUAUGGUACGACCGUUUAAGUUACUUUUGUUUAACGACAAAACAAAAAUCCGUUAUUUGUGUGCACCACACAGUCAAACAAACCUAUGCGCAAUAUGAUAGAGAUUGCAAAGUGGACGAGUAACGUGAAACAUGACGAUAAAAGCAACCAAAACGAAAAGUGUCAACCAACAACCGUGUACGCGUUGUUUUAUGCCACAAAAGAUGGAGGGUACAAGCGUACCCUACCAACCUAUUGCUGCUGCCACAUAACGCCAACGGGCAGGCAGGAUAGUAAUACAAUUGCAGCACAAACGAAGACACGUGCAUAGAGUGAAUGAAACAACCAAACAAAAUGGUUCCCAUUGAUGAAACCACCUAUAUACACAUACAAAUCUUCGAGGGCUAUUAUAGUGGUCGCCGGUGUGUGCGAACUGCAAAACGACUGCAAUCAAGAAGAUGGCACGAACACACGUGAAAACAAUAUACCACCAAAAACGUGCGCGUAACGGAACAACAGGGACAAAAAACCAAUAGGAGACACUAGGCGGGAGAAUAGCAUUGGGGGGAAAAAAAACGCCCGCUACAGCAAGUGGACAGAAGCCAAAAACAAAAUCAAAGAGAUAAAGACGAAAACGAGGGGGAAACGCGGAAUGUUCAAGAGCAGAACGGGGAGAAGAACAAAAACAAAAGGGGGAAACGAGUCGAAGAAUAAGUAUAUUUAAUCAAGCAUCUUGAUUUGAUACUGAAUGAAUGGCAACGUUUGAUACUGUAGUGUUGUAUUUUUGGAACUAUAGGUAUACUAAGUGUACUGCAGGUAUAAAUCGAACGACUUGAUUGAAGUACUUUUAUAUUGAAGACUACUACUCAUCUAUAUGUAGAUGGUGUGUAAUGGUAAAUUAUUUUAAUUGUGUUUUAAACAAACAAACAAAAAACCCAGAAACAGAAGAAACAAAAUCAAUACUUACCAUGAUAAGCAGCUGGGCUGACCGCAUCAUCGUGUAUGCGUGAAAAUGCGCGCUCGCGCGUGCGCCUAUGUGCGUGUGGGAGAGAAGCAUUAAUUUAAGUAGCUAAAAGAUUAAAAAAGAACACGUAUAUGUUUAAUAUAUGCGUGAGGGUGAGAGAAAAUGGUAUAUUAGGCUCGAAUAACUUAUAAAUUGCUCUUUACACACACGGUGCAAAACGAAACUCUAUGAAAAUCACGACCCUCUUAUUAGAAGAAGCAAAUCGAAUAGGUGCAACAAAUAAUUAUGAUAUAUGAAAUAUAUGAAAGGGAUACACAGAUAGGAGAAAUAUAUAUAUACAUAACUAGACAAGCAGAGAAGAAGAAAGCGAAAGAGCAUACGUUAGAAACGGCAAGGAUUCGUACGAAGGAUUUGGCUGUGUGUGUAUGGGUGUGUGUGUGUGUGUGCUGGAACUAGCAUAGCAAACGUAUCGGGCACACAUACAAAACCCCCACACACACACACACACUUCCUCACUCAUUCACUAGAGCAUGUUACGCGUGAACGUUAUUCCGUAGAGCCAAGUAAGAUAAUCCGACGGAAGCGAGAAAUCCAUGUGCAGCUUAGCUAUAGGUUUCAGCUAACGACGUAAUGUUUAGAAAGAUGUGGCGACCACCACGAGGCUCCACCAAACGCAAUAUGGCGAAACAAAUGAAACGAAAGCGAAACACGUGUGCUUCUGAUUCGAAAACUUCUUACAAAAUGGAAGUAAACCGACCGGCACGUAAACGCACGCAAACAAAGCAAUGGCGCUACAAAUGCACCGAGUAACUCUCCUCUAGGCCAGAUUAUGCUCUAUUAUACACGUUUAUAUUUACUGCGAGUUGCCACCGACUGCUCGGGUUCUUUAUUGUUUGACGCGGUAUCGUCACUAAUAUAUUAUAUAUAUAGACAUAGCAUCGUGUCACUUACGAUUGUUAAACAACAUAGCAAAUUAUGGAGACAAAGUGCGCGCACGGUAGCCUCGAUGUGUGUGUGUGUGUAUAUGUGUCUGUCUGUUGAGAUGAUAGAGAUUUUUUUUAGUAUAAUGUCGUAAAACGCAGUUUGCUUAGUUGUGCGCGUCAGUUUUUGGAAACGUUUAUGUUUUCUUGCUGUUGGUACCACCUUAGAGAAUCUAUUUCUACGUACCUACGUACGUACGUCAUCCGCUGGCAAUAGUUUCAUCGCUGCUUCUGCAGUAACUGCAAUUACUAAUAUACUACUAGCGAGCUACUACCGCUAGCUGCAACUACUGGCUGACAACUAUUCGAACUACAGUAACUACUAUUCUUAGUGCCACUACACUACUACUAUUACUAUUACUGCUACUACUACUACUACUACUACUACUGCUACUGCGUUAACAAACACACGCUACUGACGCUCUGUUCUUAAACCUCCUCAAAGUCAGACCGUAGAACGCGCCUAUGAUUUGCGAUAGCGAUGGACGGCGAACGGUUAGAUUCUUGUCGAACCGCAUACAUCAGGCACACUAGGGUACAACAGUAUAAGUGAGCGUCGUAAUCAAAACUAUCUUACUGUCUGUUCAGCAGCUACAGCAGCAGCAGCAGCAGCAGCAGGAGCAGGAACAUUCUCGUGCCACCGAUACACGCCAACAGACGCUUGGUAAAGGAAGGACAGAUCUUCGUUAUCGUUAUCGACGUACAUGGCGCGUACGAUUUCUUACUGAUAUGUUCCUUGCAACAACAAAAAAAGAAAAACUAUUUUUCGUAAUGGUAAUUUUUGCACCACUUUACCCCGUGGGUGAGGCAUAUUUGCCCCGCCUGCAGAAUAUCCCAACGUUCGUUGUCCGACAUUUGCUAUCCGAUUUAUACCUGCACUCGUAAGCUCUUGCUGAUCAAUCUAAAGCUACCGAGAAAGGAUAGGUGUUAUCCUUCUGUUUUCGUACCGGUAGCCAUUUAGUCGGUCACAUGCAGCUUAGCUACUGCAAUACUAUUCGGUCGAGUACACUGAGCAUCUUUCACUAUUCUUUAGUGCGAUCUGACAUCUUGCCAGAAGGUGUGUGAGUGUAUGUGUGCCAGUGGUAAUCGCUAUCGCUGCACACUACCUUGACGAGGUUCGACAGAGGACAGAAAGUGAGGACUUCUCGAGGUUUAUAUUUUUGAAGGUUUUGUGUUCUGUCUGCGCACUAGCCAGCAAGCAUUGGUUCUCUCAACAAAGUAAUGCAAAUCAAAAAUAGUAAACGAAGCGGGGACGAGCAAAUGCACAAAUGCACCAUACAGAAUAUUAUAUAUUACUGGCAGCAUUUGUAAUCAGCCGAUAGGGGAGCACAGGAAGGCCCGAAGCCGUAACUGAGGCCCCUGGUGCAGGCUUUCGAACAUUUCGAAGCGAAUUAUAGUACAGUUCUAUACUUAUACAUGCAGGCAAAGAAAAAGCAUUUAUACAUAUAUAGAGGUAUAUAUAUACAUAUAUGUAUAUAACCAAAGUUACAUAUAUAGGUGCAUAUAUAUAGUCAUUAUGUAUUUAAUUUACGUUACUCGUGAUUAUGAAAUAUGGUGCAGAGGGCGUGGAUCUGGUGAUGAGGGCGAUGAUGAUGGUGGUUUAGUUUGUAUCAAAUUGACAAUUGAGAUCGCUAGCAAAGACACAACAUCCGUUCACAAGGAUUUUGAACCAAGCGAUGCGCAAACAGUGGCGGGUUCGUGCGUACACACUUAGUGUUACACGUGUUCAAUGGCAAGCGCAAAUCGAAACACAGCCAAAUCUCUUCACUGCUGCUACCGAACUCAUUGAUUCGGGGCACAGUUGAUGAAGGUGGUUUAAUUUACGUUGUCUUUUAUUUCAUUGUCUUCCUUAUCUUUGACUUAGCAAACUACCGCCGUUUUCCAAGGAAUGUGCCGCCUAUAUUAUAUCGGAUGCAAUAUGCAGUUACUCAAUCAGGCACCGAGUACACUCACAGGGGUUUGAAGCGAUUAAGGUUAAGUUCAGCGUGCAGAGCAGCUCUGUUAGUCCGCAUGAACGCCAAGGUUAAAGCGCACACGCACCCAAUGUUAUAAACUUGCACACUUGCAACUGCACCACGAAGAAACACAGCUGUUGUUAGACGGAACAAAAAUCACGGCACCGAUCGUGCGUUGAUUACAUCAGUUUGCCGUGUUACGUUUACAGUAGAUUGUGGGCUACUAUUUUCGAUCGGUACAGAACUCAACUAGCCCGGACCUUCUCUACACACACAGCAGCCAGGCAUGGAAGUAAGCAUGGAAGGCUCUUUAGACAAAACAUCAGAGUCCCAAAGAGGAAGAGAUACCAUUGUUUCUAUGUUUCCCGUUGAAACUUCAGAAGUGAUGUCGAACGUACACACAUACUUAUAUUGCAAUAAUUGCAAACAGACACCGCCAGCGCGAAUAAGAAAAUGGCGUUGCCAUCUAAUGUAGUGAACAGCGCGGACGCCAUGUUGCGCAGAGCGUAAAACCGUGGGCAGCAUUUCUCCGGUCCUGAAGCAAGUUUCUUCGUGUGUAAAACAGUAAGCGAUUUUGUUAUCACAAAUGUACACAAGCAAUCUACAUCGUAUCGUUGUUGUAUCACGGAAUCGCAUACUGUUUUGCCAAUGAGAACACUUGUUCUAAGAGGGCCCGGCAAACACUGUCAGAAGAGCGCGCGUCAGAAGAACCAUACGAUCGAGCGAAGUAAUAAUGUAACCGAGCAGCAGCAGCAGCAGCAUACACAUUAAACAAUCGUGAAAGAACAAUACUAUGCCCCCGUUUGAAACCAAAAACCAAAAUAUUUAAAAACACUCGUCAAGUGUAAACGCAAACGUAACCCAAGAGAGUUCGAUGUGGCAUCGAAUGUCCACCGCACGAAAUUUUACCGCAGUUUGGAGUUAAAUUUUUUAUUGUGGCGUUUAUUUUUUAAACUAGCCCUGUUAGAGGGGACUUACAAAAAAAAACUGGGACAAUUUAUGUGGGAUGUAAAACUACUACUGUUACUGUUUGUAUUGCAGAUAUAUUUAUACGAAAGUCUACUAAUCUAUUGUGUAUUACUACCAACAAAAAAAACUUCUACUACUACUUGUCUCACAUUUUCCUCACAUCUCCGGUACCGAUGUGCCCGGGUUGUCGAAAGACAAAGCAGAAAGGAAGAAAUUCCCCCCCCACACACACACACAACAGGAUAUGUGAAAAAUAUUGAAGGGUCAUUUCGAUGAGAGAUGCAAACUUUACAUAGAAAGCAAAUAUUUAUGUAACGUUUUACACGUCUUUUCCGACACGCGUACUUUCCGUUGGGAAGAGUUUAUUAGAGUGAAGCGAGAGACAAAAUUUCGUUGAUGGAUAUUCCGUGCAAUCGUGGUGGCGUUAGAUCAACCAGGUGGGUCCACCAACCAACCCAACACCCGUGUGCAACUGCCCAACUCGCCAAGAGGAACAAGCAGACAUCGAGUCACAGCAGGCUCCAUUGAGGCUCCAACUGACAGACAGUGCCACACACAUUCAUUUUCGAAUGGUACGCAAAACAAUUGGCUAACACAACAGUACACACUACAGCAGCACAUCCGAAUCGUGAUGAGAGAGUACUUUCCAGGAAUAGUAGAAACCAAACACUUUGAAACAGGAACUCUAAGUAGGGCUCUGUACUUGAAGUAUAAACUUAAUAUCUUAAAGCUAGCAGAAGAAAGAGAGAGAUAGAGUGAGAGUGAGGGAGAGAGAGAGAGAGAGGGAGAAGAUCUUACUAAUGUAAGCCAAAAAGCUAACCAAGCAUCGAACGCGGUUGCGUUCUUCGUGUUACUCUAUCCGGCUCUGGAUGGCAUAGGCUCUGGAUUACAUCUUUUCAGGAGUCCGUAUCCGUUUUAGGAUAACUACGAGGAGCGAACGAGGUGACGCACUUAGACUUAGAGCGACUGGUGUAGCAACUGGUGCACGUUGCCUGUCAAAAGCGGUGAACCACACACACACGCACAAACACAGACACACAAAUAGGAGAGAAAUACUAUUGAAGCACACUGUUUCUCGGGAACUAAACGAGCAUUACCACCGACAGGAAUUGGGCAGGAUUUGUUAGACAUCGGCGGAGGUCCGUCCUGCCAAAGCACAAUCCUUUCGCGAUGACUUACGACGACGAAUUUUAAUAGACCUGUGGGCAGUGUUUCGGAACUCCCUUCCCGGUGGUUAAUUUGUGAUCAACCGAAGCGAUUAGACUAGCGAAAGGAUAGCAACAAACAGACACUCAACAAUACACCAUCCCAUCGCGUUGGCGUACUCGUCAGAACAAUCUAUUUACUCUCUUCAAGAAAUUCCCUUUUUUGAAAGUAUAAACCUUUCGAAGCAAGCAGUUGGUUCAAUGGAGUCAGCGGUACAGAGCUCGGCCACCAGCAGUUGCACCGUGAAAUGGGUGGUUAUGUCCCUUGGUUGUAUCGAGCGCCACGUAAACAAAAAAAAAGUAAAUGAAUUUCAUAAAUUCUUGCCAAUCCACAGCACCUGGCCAAACCUCUGGAGUGCUGGAACGUUUUUCGUGUUUUGUUUUGUUUUAACUGGAGACGCUGGACCAUGUGAGCUGCAUAAUGCCCCAUUAACGUUCCCUAAUCCUUGGUAUCGUACAGAACUCUCCUCUUGAUGGUUCUUUCCCCCCGGAACUCUCGUCAAAUCCCCAACCAAAUCUAUCCUCGUUUGCUCCCCGCAUCCUUGCAGAUAUGCCAUUUGUUAAAGUUUUCCCCCGAUUUCGACCAGUGAGAAAAAGAACUGCAGCAAAAACCACGUACUGUAUCCAGACGUCGACUAUUUUCCAAGCAAAUUGUGGAACGUUCAGAAACAAAACAAAGCAAAACAAAACACACAAACAACACACAAGAUCUAUAUGUAUGCCAAAUGUUUUCAAUGAAAAUUGCAUGACAUCAACUAAAAGCAGCAAGGAAGGGAAGAAGAGAGUGAGCGCGCGCGAGAGAGAGAGAACGGGAAAAGGGUAUUAAGAAAGCGUUAAAAGAAAAAUGCAACCAAAAAAAAAACAAGAAAGAGUAAUUUUUACUAAAUAUAAGCCUGAAAGUUGAGGGCCUUAAUAGUUCAAAAUAAUUACUAAAAACAAAAAAGUUGUAAAUAAGAAUAUUUUUAACAAACGCAAGUUUUUACGAAAUAACAGCUAAACAAAGGUGAAGUGAAAAACGCGAGUGGCGCAGUGCAGAGGCGCGAGUCUGUUAUCGGCGUGUCAAAUUAACAGACGGUGUUUCGUCAUAUUGACGAGUAUUUAAACCAAAUAAAAAAAAAAAAACUGAAAUAAUUUUAAGAAACCCUGCGCGUAACGAAAGGAAGAAUAAAUAGUUACGGUUCAAAACGUAAAAUUAAACAAACCACACCAGUUAAAAUAGAGUUGAACAGGAGCGAUUGCACGAAAGCGAAGUAAUAUGGUGGGUAAAAAACGGGCAACCCCUACCCCAUAUCCAAAUCCAAGAGAUAUGCCAACCAAAAGCGGAAAACUCCGGCAAGAUUCUUAAGCAAAACCAGAUAAAGAAAACCACACAUACACACACAAAAAAACCCCCCCAAAAAACACUGUUCGUUCGUUCUCAUCAGCAAAUCGGGCUCGGGAAUUGCUACGCUCGGGAAGCGGACGGGAUAAUGCUGUGCGCGAUAGUUUGUUGUUUCUGAAUUCACUGGAGUUGUUAAUAGAGAAAAAGGGGAACUAGGCAAGCAAACAAAACCCGAAAACCAGCAGCAGCACAUUUAACGUUUCGUUUUGGGGACGGAAACACAGCAAGAACACAGCAACUCGAACGUACAUACGGGAUGGAUCAAUAAUUUAUGUUCCACCGAUGAUCGCAUGAUGUAACACCAGUGUUACACACGGAGAGAAGCGAAAAAAAAAGCGUCUGUUAGAGAUCAAAAAAUGGGGACGGAUUAAGAAAGACCAGGGGCGCGCGGUCGGUUCGAUAUCGAAGCGUAUGAUGCGUGUGUAUGAAAAUCCUUUCGGUAUCGUUGGUAUCGUUGCAGAGCCGCCGUAAGGACACGGAAAGGAUCUUAUAGUUUUGAUGUGUGUAAAAACCGACGAUACUUGGAAAUGGCGGAACUCAAAAAAGAAAAACUGUUACACAUACACGUACGUGUGUACUAAAAGAAAAAUGGAAGUUUGUGUCUGCAUGUGUGUGUGUUUGUAUAUAUACAUGUUAACGUUUUAUAAUAAAAUAUCCAAAUAAUAAUUGCGAAAAAUGCGAA
This is a messenger RNA of Anopheles stephensi (Asian malaria mosquito), 11998 nucleotides long. RefSeq names its product neuronal acetylcholine receptor subunit alpha-7 (gene nAChRalpha6). Gene Ontology annotation, biological process: signal transduction; chemical synaptic transmission; nervous system process. The record is from RefSeq and is a predicted model, not a curated record. Bases 1739 to 3268 code for a protein of 509 amino acids. Lineage: Eukaryota; Metazoa; Arthropoda; Insecta; Diptera; Culicidae. Gene Ontology annotation, cellular component: postsynaptic membrane; synapse; neuron projection. Gene Ontology annotation, molecular function: acetylcholine-gated monoatomic cation-selective channel activity; transmembrane signaling receptor activity. The transcript has 14 exons.